Molecule: messenger RNA, 518 nt
Organism: Apis mellifera (honey bee)
Lineage: Eukaryota; Metazoa; Arthropoda; Insecta; Hymenoptera; Apidae
Product: ribonuclease H2 subunit C
Exons: 3
Coding region: 31-429 (132 amino acids)
Biological process (GO): RNA catabolic process
Cellular component (GO): ribonuclease H2 complex
Source: RefSeq, a predicted model, not a curated record
UUAAAUAAAACGCGGUACUUCCGUUUAAAUAUGGCUAUUCGUUUGCACAUGAAUCACGAUUUAUCCAAAGAAAAACAAAAGGUAUUACAUUUAAUGCCAUGUAAAAUUUAUGGUGAUGAAUUUGCAAAUGUUUCCUCUUAUUUUACACCUUAUAUUCAUAAAAUGGAUAACGAACAUUAUAAUUCUUCAUUUCGUGGAUAUCCACUUCAAGGAAAAAAGAUAACAAUACCUUUUGGAUAUAAAGGUAUUAUAUUUUUUGAACGCAAAAAAACAGACAUAGAAAAUAUAGAACGUAAUUUAUAUUUAACGGGAACAUUUUCACAUUUUACUUAUUGGAAUUAUGAUAAAUUACCAUCUAAAAAUGAUGCUUUAAGAGCUGCAAUAGAUUGGAUUGAUAUCGCUGAAGCACUACAUUCUACAGAAUCAUAACUGAAAACAAAUUUAACAUAAUAUAAAGAAUUCUUAUAUAUUUAAUGAAUUAUAAAAAUUAUUCUAUUUUAAUGUAUAGAUAAAAAUAA